This is a messenger RNA of Pelobates cultripes (western spadefoot toad), 354 nucleotides long. NCBI's taxonomy places the organism in Eukaryota, Metazoa, Chordata, Amphibia, Anura, Pelobatidae. The record is from the annotation of a GenBank genome assembly.
AUGCUCCACAAAUUAAAAGUCAAUGUUUACCAUAAUAGCGGCAAGGCCAGUAAAUACUUAGCUAAUAGAUUACAAGCAAAGUACGCCAACUCAAAAAUCUCCCACAUUAUAGGUGAGGACGGCACCAAAAACAUCACCCCCACUGCUAUUAGUCAGGAAUUUGCGGAGUUCUACUCCAAACUCUAUAACCUGAACACCUCCGGCAAUGUACAUUUGGCAAGCAAAGACGAAAUAAAUAGUUACCUACAAAAGGCUAACCUCCCCCAAAUAGACCUGACACAAGAAGCCGAACUGCUAAAACCUAUCAAAAUGCAGGAAGUGCUAAACGUGAUAAUGGGAUUACCAAGGUGGUAA